AUGAAGAUAGACUCUAAGCCUACUGAAAAGAGCUCUUUAGUUGUCAAAAGAGAAGGAAACUCACCAGAAAACUCUAGCAACUCUUUAACAAAAAAAAAUGAAGGAGUCUCAUAGCAAAAAAGUACCUCCUCAAAGUCUGAUGAAAAAAUAGAUCCCAACCAACAUAUUUAUGAAGCAGUUUGGAGAAUAACUUUCUUAAUUAUGCUUUUUAUAGGUCUCGUAUUGGUAGAAAAAGUGUAUCGCUUUCACAAUGAUCCUGCCACUAUCCAUAUACCUAAAGGAUCCAUCUAUGAUUUCUAUAUUUCUGUUCUCACAGCAUGCGCAAUUGCCAUUAUCAGGUUCUUUAUUAAAAAAGUAUUUUAGAAAAAAAUCUAUGACCUGCUAGGAGAAAGAAGAAAGAAAACUUAUGAAGAAGGGAUGAAACGUGCUGACCAGCUAUGCAAAUGGUCAUUUGACAUUAUUUAUUAUACUUUAUCUACAGUUAUUGGCUAUCUAAUUGUAAAAAACUAAGCUUUUCUUCCUCCUACUAUGUUAGGGCAUGGAUAAUGCAGUAACCUCUUCAUGAAAUACCCUGAAGUUCCUUAGAUUCCAUAUCUUAGACUUUUCUAUUUAAUUUAAGCUGGUACCCAUCUCUACACCUUAGUCUUCUAGCUUAUAGCUAAACGCAAAGACCCUAAAUUCUACGAGUAUUCUCUUCACCACUUAUUGGCAAUGUUUUUAAUAUGGUUUUCUUACAUGAUGAAUUUCUUAAUCGUAGGUACAAUAGUCCUAAUCUUGCACGACCCCUGCGAUGUCUUCCUUGUAGCUGCUAGAGCCUACAAUGAUCUUAAAUGCAGAGUAAUGGCUUUCAAUGCUGUUCUUGUUUGUAUUUCUUAUCCUCUUUGGUUAUAUACCAGAAACUUUAUAUUCCCCUAAUGUGUCAUUAAGUCUUGCUAUGACUUUUUUAUAAACUUUGAUUUCGAAAAUCUUCCCAGAGACAUAUUUUUCCUUCCUUGCCUCUACAUGCUUGUGAUGCUUGGCGUACUAGCAGUUAUGCACAUCUACUGGGCAUACUUUUAUAGUAAAGCUGUAUUAACAUUCGUUUAAGGAAAAGAAAAAAAUGGCUACGAUUGA
Messenger RNA from Tetrahymena thermophila SB210, 1113 nucleotides. Its product is annotated as LAG1 longevity assurance protein. Gene Ontology annotation, molecular function: sphingosine N-acyltransferase activity. Lineage: Eukaryota; Ciliophora; Oligohymenophorea; Hymenostomatida; Tetrahymenidae. The record is from RefSeq and is a predicted model, not a curated record. Gene Ontology annotation, biological process: ceramide biosynthetic process. Gene Ontology annotation, cellular component: endoplasmic reticulum; membrane. The transcript has a single exon.